AUGCCGAAGACCUCAGUUUUCCGUACCAGAGUCGGAACAGAACUCCUUAUGGGAAAGAUCAUAAAGCUCAAUAAUAUUGGAAUUGAUAGGAUCCCAUGUGCUCAGGUACGAUGCAGCGUCAAUGAAUUCAACAUUUAUCUGAAAAAAUACUUUGCACGAUCUUCCGACUACUGGGUUCUUGACAAACAAAAUCUCGGAGGUCUUGGAGAUACAGUUAUGAUCAAGCGCAUUGAAGGAAAUCUUCGGCCGACUGCUGAUGUCGCUCACUCAAUUGAUAAGAUUGUCUUCAAAUAUGGAAACAUAGUCGAUCCUGUAACUGGUAAAAGAGUUAUUAAAGACGAAUUCGAAGACGAAAUCGAGUUGAAGAAACUACUCGUUCAGGAGAUUGUAGAUGAACCUCUCGAGCAGGAUGCUUUAUUAUUCGAAGAACGGCGAGCAGCUCAAUUGAACGAACUGGAAAAGAAGAAGAUGGAAAUCCUUUGA
Auanema sp. JU1783 is the source of this 483-nucleotide messenger RNA. The record is from the annotation of a GenBank genome assembly. Lineage: Eukaryota; Metazoa; Nematoda; Chromadorea; Rhabditida; Rhabditidae.